Molecule: messenger RNA, 4952 nt
Organism: Clupea harengus (Atlantic herring)
Lineage: Eukaryota; Metazoa; Chordata; Actinopteri; Clupeiformes; Clupeidae
Source: RefSeq, a predicted model, not a curated record
UGUGUUUAUGUGUGUUUAUGUGUUUGUGAUUGAGUAACUCCGGAUGAUGACAUGUGUGUUUGUGUUCAUCAUGCAGAUUUCUACGAGAGGACGAGGAAGGCGACAGUCAUCAGGAAAUGAUUCCACAUGAAGCGAAGGGAACGCUUCUUCACAGCAGGCGCUCCUCUCCACACUUCAGACUGAGAGCCAGGCCCAGCAGACCUUAAAGCGCUACAACAGAGUGUGAAAAACAAACUGACAGACAGAGAGAGAGAAAGAGGAAGUGUCAUAAAAGAGAGAGAGAGAGAGAGACAAAGAGAGAAAGAGAUCUAAAGAGACAUAGGAAAACAACACCACUCUUUCACACACAAAAAAACAAUAAAACCAGGAGGAAGCCACCAUGAAGUCAAGCCACGAGCGCGGUAACGAGUGCCUGCCCCCUAAGAAGCGGGAGCUGCUGGUGCUGGAGGAGAGGGCCCUGGCAGCCGUCGGGGAGAGCCAGCGGGGGGAGAACCUCGCCUGGCUGGCCAGCGUCGCCAGCAUGGCCUCCAUGGUCCCGGUGGGAGGCAACCAGAACAACAACGCCGCCGCCGGGGGGAACGGCACCGCUGAGGCGCAGAGCCCGUCGCACGAGAUCCUGUCGGUGGUGACCGAGUUCCAUCCGUCCCUCUCCACGUCGUCAUCUUUACCGCCAUCUUCUUCGUCGUACUCCUCCUCUUUGUCCACUACCUCCAUGUCCAGAGGGGUCAGUGCCGGGGUUACGCAGUCUGGCCACCACACCAUCUUCUGCACUAGCCUGGCUCAGCCGACCGGGACCGUCCAGUACGCCCCGCUCCCACCGAACCUCCAGCUCAUCGGGCCCUACACCGGCUACAUCUCCUCCCAGGUCCAGCCACAACGGCACCAGACGGAAGCUUACGUCACAGCCGUCGUCUCCCAGGCAGCCUCCAAUGGAGACCACCACCACCACCAUCAGCAGCAGCACCACCAUCAGCAGCAGCAGCACCAUCAGCACCACCACCUUCAGCAGCAGGGAGGCCUGGGCGCAGCGACGCUGGCCAUGUCUGGAGGAAUGUCCUCCCCAGUUCCUCAACUCACCCAGCCCACCACUCAGUGCAUCCAGCUGGAGGGCUCCUCUCUGGGGAUGUCUGUCUCCUCCCCGACAACCCAGCUCCCGCUGCACCUACACCCCCACUCCGCCACGGUCCUCACCCCCCACACCCUCACAUUGGGCACCUCCCAGCUCCUGGUGCACUAUGCCGAUGCCCCCCCAGCUAAGCUGGCAGACGGUCAAACCAGGGAGAUCUGGUCAAACGGGCAGAUUCUGGAGACGGAUGCCAGCAGACAUGCUGGCGGUGUGGUCAAGGUCACGUCGGGCAUGCAUGACAACAACCAGCGGCACCAGGCCCAGAGCAUGAGCCUGGCAGCCCGCACCCAGGUGCUGCUGCCUGCAGAGUACGCCCAGGAUAGCCCUGCCCUCCACGCCUCUCUCAUGCUGGUGCCCAGCAGUGCUGCUGAUCUCCAGCGCAGCCUCAGCAAGGACCUGGCCCUUUUGCCCCGAGCAGAGAAAGGGGGCAUUUGCCUGGGCAAGCCCAUUUCCAGAGACUCCAGAGACUCCAGGGGUUCCACGCUCUCCCUGUCCUCUUUGGAAAGUUUGGCCUCGCCGGCUCCCACGCUGUCACCUCACGCCGUCCUCCAGACAUCCCAUGCCACCGCCCAGGAGAUGGCGGCUGGCAUCUACCAGGCCACCCCGCUGCCGAUCAUCGGAUACAUCUCCGGAGGGUCAUCCCAGCAGCCCGGCGGAUACCAUGGCAACCUGACGCAGCACCUGCUGAUCUCGGGCAGUCCGUCCCUCCUCAUCCCCGUCUCUGCCGGGGCGGGGCCAGCGGAGAACGAGGCCACGACCUGCACAUUUGUCACCGCCCCUUCUGCUGUCGUUCCCUCGACCAGUCCCCCAGCUUCUGUGGUGCAGGCACCUCUUGCCACGGCCCACGCUUACGUAAGCCCCAUGCCAGUCGCUGCCCUCCCCGACUCUGGCACUGCAAUAUCAGACAGUCACCAGAACCACCAUGUGGUCCAGGUGUCCCCUCAGCAGACCCAUGUGGUCCAGCUGCCCCCGCAGCCGCCCCCUGCCUCUCCCUCGGCCUCCAUGCCGCCGUACUUCAUGCGCGGCUCCAUCAUCCAGCUGGCCGACGGGGAGCUGAAGCGGGUGGAGGACCUGAAGACGGAGGACUUCAUCCAGAGCGCCGAGUUGAGCGGCGAUCUCAAGAUCGACUCGAGCACCGUUGAGCGCAUCGACUGCAGCCACACGCCUGAUGCGGUCGUCAUACAGUUCUCCGUCGGAGAGCACAAAGCACAGGUGAGAGUGGAGGUCCUGGUCGAGUACCCAUUCUUUGUUUUUGGGCAGGGAUGGUCAUCCUGCUGCCCUGACAAAACCACCCAGCUUCUCGAGCUCUCCUGUGCCAAACUCUCUGUGGGCGACGUCUGCAUCUCCCUGACGCUCAGGAGCAUAAGGAACGGCUCGCUGAGGAAAGACCAAACCACAGAGCCCAUGGGCACGAACAGCGUCUCCUCAGCCAAACCAGCCAAGGCUGGGGGACCACCCAGAGAUCAAGAACCCCCAAGAGAGGGCCUGGAAAACGGGCCGCGGUUAGUCGAUCAGCGGCCCCCUGGAAGCGGGUCUGGAGGAGAACCAGGGUCUGGAGCUGGGGGGCAGCACGUCAGGACGAUCCAGACACACCAGACUCUCGUGGAGAAUGGCAGAAGGGGGGCGCCCCAGGAGUCUGGAGCACCCGAGAGGCCAGCAGCUGGCCGCAAGAGGCGGUGGUCGGCCCCGGAGGAACGGGAGGCAGAGCGACUGUACGAGGAGACGCCUCCCUCGACGCUCCCCAAACUCUCUUUCAUUCCUCAGGAGGUCAAAAUCAGCAUUGAGGGCAGGUCAAGUACUGGGCGCUGAAGUCUUGCUUGUCAUGGCCAGAGGGACAGUAGAAGGAGUAAAAGAAAACCAUGAAGUUCUUUGUGUUUGUGAUUAAUAUACACGUAAAAAAAAGACAUAUAUAAAUAUAUAUAUAUUUUUUCCUUUCUAUCCUGAUUACUGUAACUUCUGCUCAAUUUACACAGUAUUUACUUCUUCUCUGACUGUUGCUUCAUUUGGUAACCACACGUAGACCUCCUUUCGAAGUGAGUUGCACACGGAGUCAGAUAGUCAUUGGGGGCCGAAGGACAGUUGGCAUGGAGACACUACUGCAAAUAAUACUGGAUUGUGAUGUUCAGUCACAGUUUUGUCGUGACUGUGUAUUCCCCCACUCAUGCCACUCUGCAGACGAGGGGAGAAAGAUGCUGUUUCCUAUCUGUUUAGUUACUGCUCCUUUCCCCUCCUCUUUGCCGUUGCCCCAAGGAUAUAAAGAUGGAGAACCGCCAUGGCUAACAUGCUACUUAGCAAUGUAUUAUUCAUAUUGACUUUCUGCAUAUACUGUAUGUCUUGUACGUGGAUUCAAGUGAAUGAGCAUGCUAACUAGCAAGUUAGCCAUAGUUAGGCUUAGUUUUUAAAAAGACAGGAGCUGGGAGCAGACAAAAGGAGCAAUAACGUAAGGUUUCAGUUGCAGCCAGGUCAGUAAAGUGCAGUAAAAUAUAUAGGUGGUUAUCCCUGAGGUAGAAUGUUUGUAGUAACAUUGGUUUUAAACCAGUCCAAUAGCAGACGCCAACACCACAUGCACAAAGAACUAAAGCCUGAUCUUGUCUCAUCCGGUGCCCUGGGCGUUCAGAAGCGUGCACACCCAGUGUCAUAGCACUUUACCUAACACAAAGCGUACUCGCAGAUGGAAAACACCGACCUCUGUUUUGUUUCCGUGGCAACAGGGUGUGUUAGUGAGAACUGCAUAUGAUGUCAGCACCGUCCUGACUGUUUUAGCCUGUCCUGAGUGACCUCAAACUCAUUACAUACAGUUCGUGCUGUUUUUUUUUAAUAGUAUAGGCUGUAUGUGAGCAAAACUACUUAUUUGAGAGCUCAGCGGAGCAGAAAUAGCAGGCGCUACUUACUUGACUUUACUUGCAGGUCCAAGAGAUUUUUUUUGUUUUGGUGGGAGUGGGAGUAAGGGUGGGAGUAUAGGUGUUAUGUGUAGGUGUAACAUGAAUGUAAGGUACUGUCCAUACCAGUUUCUGAAUAUAUGAGCCCUCACUGCUACGCCCUUGUGACACUUGUCGUUUGGAAAAUAAUUCAGAACUGUCAUCACAGUGACUUCAACGCAGUUCAGGAGUUUGAGGGGAGCAUUAUCUGGAACUGGAACCCAGCAGUGGUAGUAAGAAGCCUAUGGAUGAGAACCUCUUUCACCAGUCACAGGCUUUCUGUCCUUGGUGAAUAUAGAGCACAGUAUGCAGCUCCAAAGAGAAGGUUUAAAUGGAUGACAUGACAGACACAAGGUCAUGCCCGACAUGCCCCAAAGUCUCUACUGAGAACGUCAGCUUUGGCCGGGGGUCAGACAGAUUUUUAAAGGGAAAUGAAAUAGCUCUAAGCAAAAUCAGCCUGACUUAUGUUAACCUCCAAUUUAGUGUGAGCAUAAUCAAACUUAGGUAGCCAUGAUUAAUUUUUUACUUGUAUAGUAUUAUCUAGUAUAACUCCAAGAAGUUCAUCACUGGUUGGAUCAGUAAUGUGGUUUAGGGGUACUUUUGAACCAAGCGCUAGCAUGGUCAAACACUUGGUGGUACAGAGGUUAGCAUCGCUGCCUUCAAAGCAGUUGACCUGGGUUUGAUUCAUGGUCAGUGCAGGAUGUCUUUGCAAGUCACAUUAGACAAAAGGGGUCUGCUCAAUGCCUCACCAUGAAAUGUGGUAUGUUUUAAAAGUAGACAUUGAAGUUUGAAUCUUCGCGUCUGAAAAAGCUCCCCACACAAACAGGAAGCGGUAGCUAGCCUACUGUGUGGUCAACAAGCAAAAAAAUGCUUAAAGGAACACUACCAAUAAACACUUUAAAAACACA